AAGACAUCACUGCAGAUACCAGAUUCUAUUUUAAGAAAUCCUAGGUGGUGUUCAACAUGUCAACUAUGGAAACCAGAUAGAACACAUCAUUGCCGUGUAUGCAAUGCAUGUGUUUUGAAAAUGGAUCAGGUAAAUGGUUGUGUUGGAAGCUUUAAUUAUAGAUACUACAUUCAGUUUUUAAUCUAUGUCACAUUAUUUGCUGCUUGGACUUUUUCAACUUCACUAGCAGUGUUUAUUCAGUACCAUGGAUUUGUAUGA
This is a messenger RNA of Gilbertella persicaria, 258 nucleotides long. RefSeq names its product DHHC palmitoyltransferase-domain-containing protein. Gene Ontology annotation, biological process: peptidyl-L-cysteine S-palmitoylation; protein targeting to membrane. Lineage: Eukaryota; Fungi; Mucoromycota; Mucoromycetes; Mucorales; Choanephoraceae. Gene Ontology annotation, cellular component: Golgi apparatus; endoplasmic reticulum. The annotation marks the transcript as partial. The record is from RefSeq and is a predicted model, not a curated record. Gene Ontology annotation, molecular function: protein-cysteine S-palmitoyltransferase activity. The transcript has 2 exons.